Messenger RNA from Zootoca vivipara (common lizard), 5584 nucleotides. RefSeq names its product transmembrane protein 63B (gene TMEM63B). NCBI's taxonomy places the organism in Eukaryota, Metazoa, Chordata, Lepidosauria, Squamata, Lacertidae. The record is from RefSeq and is a predicted model, not a curated record. Gene Ontology annotation, molecular function: calcium-activated cation channel activity. Gene Ontology annotation, cellular component: plasma membrane.
CGCGGCUCCCUCCCCUCUUAUUCCCGAAACCGAGAAGCCGGAGCUGGGAGGCGCGAGUCCAGGAGGAGAGGGGAGGUUGGGGCGCCUGUUCCUCGGCGGAGGGGCGUCAAGCGGGAGCCCCGCGCUGCAAGGGCGAGGGAGCAAAAAUACCGGAGGAGCAGCUCUGCCUUUGACAGUGAGGGAAGACAAUGAAGUACUAGAGAUGCUUCCCUUUGUGUUCGCCAUCCUGGGCUCAGCAGAGGCUACCUGCAGGACCGCCGCCUGCAACAACACCACCAAGGAUUACUGCUACAGCGCCCGCAUCCGCAGCACUGUGCUGCAGGGCUUGCCCUUCGGAGGGGUGCCCACCGUCCUUGCCCUUGAUUUCAUGUGCUUUCUUGCACUGCUGUUUGUCUUUUCCAUUUUACGUAAAGUGGCCUGGGAUUAUGGGCGUCUGGCACUGGUGACUGAUGCUGACAGGCAAAGGCGCUGGCAGCAGGAGCAAGAGGAACGGGAAUAUGUGGCGUCCGCCUUGCAUUCUGACAGCCAUGACCGCUACGAGCGCCUCACUUCCGUCUCCAGCUCUGUGGACUUUGACCAAAGAGACAAUGGCUUCUGCUCCUGGCUGACAGCAAUCUUCAGGAUAAAGGAUGAUGAGAUCCGGGAGAAGUGCGGGGCCGAUGCAGUCCAUUACCUCUCCUUCCAGCGGCACAUCAUUGGUCUGCUGGUGGCUGUUGGCGUCCUCUCUGUGGGCAUCGUUCUGCCAGUGAACUUCUCAGGGGACCUGCUAGAGAACAACCCCUACAGCUUUGGGAGAACAACUAUUGCUAACUUGAAAUCUGGGAAUAACCUGUUAUGGCUGCACACAUCCUUUGCCUUCCUGUACCUGUUGCUGACUGUGUACAGCAUGCGCCGGCACACCUCCAAGAUGCGCUACAAGGAGGAUGAUUUGGUGAAGCGAACUCUCUUCAUUAACGGAAUCUCAAAGUAUGCCGAACCUGAAAAGAUCAGAAAGCAUUUUGAGGAAGCCUAUGCCAACUGCACGGUACUGGAGGCACGCCCCUGCUAUGAUGUGGCCCGGCUGAUGUUUCUUGAUGCAGAGAGGAAAAAAGCGGAGCGUGGAAAGCUCUACUUCACCAACUUGCAGUCCAAGGAGAACACGCCCUCCAUGAUAAAUCCCAAGCCCUGUGGCCAUCUCUGCUGUUGUGCCAUCAAAGGCUGCGAAGAGGUGGAAGCCAUGGAGUAUUACACCAAACUGGAGGAGAAGCUGAAGGAGGACUACAAGAAGGAAAAGGAAAAGGUGAACGAGAAGCCGUUGGGCAUGGCCUUUGUCACUUUCCACAACGAGGCCAUUACAGCCAUAAUCCUUAAGGACUUCAACGUGUGCAAGUGCCAGGGGUGCAAGUGCCGUGGGGAACCCAAGGCCUCGUCCUGCAGCGAGUCUCUCCAUGUCUCCAACUGGGCAGUUUCGUAUGCCCCUGACCCUCAGAACAUUUACUGGGAACACCUGUCCAUUCGUGGCUUCAUUUGGUGGUUCCGCUGCCUGAUCAUCAAUGUGGUGCUCUUCAUCCUGCUCUUCUUCCUCACUACUCCUGCCAUCAUCAUCACCACUAUGGACAAGUUCAAUGUCACCAAGCCUGUUGAGUACUUGAAUAAUCCCAUCAUCACCCAGUUCUUCCCCACACUGCUGCUGUGGGCCUUCUCUGCUCUGCUUCCCACAAUUGUGUACUAUUCGGCAUUCUUUGAAGCCCACUGGACCAGGUCUGGAGAGAACAGGACAACUAUGCACAAGUGCUACACAUUCCUCAUCUUCAUGGUAUUGCUGCUGCCUUCGCUGGGCUUGAGCAGUCUGGAUGUAUUUUUCCGCUGGCUGUUUGACAAAAAGUUCCUGGCAGAGGCUGCUGUGAGAUUUGAGUGUGUGUUCUUGCCAGACAAUGGGGCCUUCUUUGUGAACUACGUUAUUGCCUCUGCCUUCAUUGGGAAUGCCAUGGACUUGCUGCGCAUCCCCGGCCUCCUGAUGUACAUGAUUCGCCUCUGCCUUGCCCGCUCAGCUGCUGAACGCAAGAAUGUCAAACGGCAUCAGGCCUAUGAAUUCCAGUUCGGGGCCGCUUAUGCCUGGAUGAUGUGUGUCUUCACUGUGGUAAUGACCUACAGUAUCACCUGCCCCAUCAUUGUCCCGUUUGGCCUGAUGUAUAUGCUACUGAAGCACCUGGUGGACAGGUACAACCUCUAUUAUGCCUACCUGCCUGCCAAGCUGGAUAAAAAGAUCCAUUCAGGGGCUGUGAACCAGGUGGUGGCAGCACCUAUUCUCUGCCUCUUUUGGCUCCUCUUCUUCUCCACUGUGCGCACAGGGUUCCUGGCUCUCACGUCCAUGUUCACCUUCGUGGUUCUCGUCAUCACCAUCGUGAUCUGCUUGUGUCAUGUCUGCUUUGGGCACUUCAAAUACCUCAGUGCUCACAAUUACAAGAUCGACCACGCAGAGGUGGAUGCUGUAGAUGGGAGGGAGAACGGACGGCCCGCUGCCAGCCACCCACCAGCUCCAAAAUCAGCUCAGAAGUACAUUGCCCAAGUGUUGCAAGAUUCUUCACCGGAGGGCGACGUGGCAGAGUCUGAAGAACAGGGGUCCCAGGACGAGGAGCUCAUCAACCCCAAUGGCAUAAACGAUACGGAUUUCCAGUCAUGCGAGGACAGCCUGAUAGAAAAUGAGAUCCAUCAUUAGGGGCGCUGGAAUCCAAGAGGGGGCAGGGGGAUUCCUGUGAGCUGACGAGGCUGCUGGGCACUGGUUGUAUAUGUGUGUGAGAGAGGGAGUGAAAAGCUGUGUAUGUGUGAGAGAGGGAGCGAGACCACGGAAGCGGAAGAGAAGGCAGCACGAGACGAGACAGGUGGCAUCCAUUGCUCCUUCCUACCUACCUACCUACCUACCUACCUGGCUGCUGCAUUAUUGCUCCUUCCAAGAUGGGGAGAGAGAACCUGUCCCGUUGCUCUCUCUGUAUUCUUCUCUCUCUCUUUCUCUCCAUCUCCAUCCUUUAGUAUGGGAGGGGGAUUUCUCUUACAAGCUGCCUACCCUUAACACCAUCUGAAAACCUACAAACCCAAGAUGGAGCAAAGGAAAUGGCCUGCCUCUUUGCUCCAUUGUGGCCAGGAUGGGGAGCGAAAGGAAGGCACAGCAGAAACCAGGCAAGAGGUUCUCCUCCUCCCAGGGAGCCUGUCCUCCCCCAUUCCCUGCUCCCCUGUCUAGAAUCAUGAACACUAAUAAUGUAUUAGGUCUGAAAGUGAACUGAGCUUUAAUCAAGGCACUGAGUUUCCAAACGAAGAGUCUAGUGGCUUUGAAUCUGGCUAGGAUCAGGGAUUCCAGCCAAGCGGAGCCGUUUUAAAAAAAAAAUCUGUGUGUAAAUCACCCUACAUGCCUGUGCAUCAGUAAGCAUUUCAUCUCUGGUGCCCGACGCACGACCCUAUGAUGACUGCGGUCUCGGCCAGCCCUUUCCACUCCGUCUCUCCAGGGAAGGCUGCCAGAGCAUGGUCUAAGAGUCAGAGGGAUGCGUGCAGGAAACGGCCCCUGCUACCAGGAAUGCUCCUCGAUGAAAGCCACAACUGGAGAGUGCCACCCAGCAACAGAGGCUUCCCCCAGGCAGCUGCUUGUGGCAAACGCAGCUCCAGUGGCAAGAGAGCCCCCUUGCAGGGCAAGGGGAGCGCAGGGGGAUUGGCAAGGAAGAUUGUCCCAGGCAGGCUGGCGGUACUUCCCUCCUCUUCCCUCCUCGCCCACAACUCAAACAAUGAUGGUAGUCCAUGUUAAGUGAGACCCAGGGGUCUUGAAGCAGAGGUGCCGUGAUUUGGGCUCUGCAGCAUUUUGUUUGCACUUUUGUUUUACCUUCAAAACUGACUAAAACCCAAGCUGCUCUCUUGCCCGAUCUAAUUUUUAGGGAGGCAAAGGAGGGAAAGACGGGUUGGUUUCCUGAAGACUGCUAGAGAGGGCAAGACCACAGGAUCCCGGGCGCUGUGAGGCUUCUGAGCUGGUCCAGCUGUGCCCCGGGUCCUUGCUUUUGAAGCCUCUCGUGCAUUUUUAGUAACCGGCAGCUGGGCUCCUGUUUGAUGAGGCUCACCGCCGCUCCCCCCCCCCCGCUGCCUUGCAUGUGACUCCAAGGAACUGCCUUAUGACUCAAGGUGUCGCUGCCUCCUGAGCUUUCCUUUUCAAAGGGUUGCGAGAAAACCUUCCAUCCCACCCGUUUGCAUCAUUUGCACAGAAGGUUGGGGUUGCCCAACUCAUAGGGCUCUUGUUUUUGUUUAGUUUUGUGCUUCUGCAAGAUUGGCAUGAGCCAAAGGGUGGCACGGAAUCCAUUUCUGUGAGCACUUCGAAAUCUAUUCGGAAAGGUAUUUCCAGCCUUGGAGGGAAUGGGCAAAUUGAAGGGAUACAGGUGGAGCCAGGAAUGGCCCUUUGGGGUUGUUUUGGGGGAUGUGGGGAAGCAACAAAUCCCCUUUCACUCUUGGCGAGUCUUGCCUUCAGCUGGGGACACUGGUUGAGUUGGUUCUUGUGCUUGAGCUGAGUAUCUGCACUGGACCCAUUUCCCUAAACACCAAAAUGAAAACCCACACACAAACAGAAAGAAGGCUGUGCUGCUAUUUAGCUGUCUUAAAUUUUCCAUUCCCUUCAUCUCAACACUGUCCCUCCCCUGCUAUAAGCAGUCCUUGAGGGAUGCUGCCAGUGUUACAUAGAAGCAGAGACCAAGAGACUAACCCUCCCUUCGAAGAGGAAGUGGGUGCAAUUCGCUGUCUUUGUUCUUCCAGCCAGGGACCUGAAGCAUUUUCAAAGAUGGGACUAAAUGUCUUGAUCUCUUCUAACACUGGGCAGGGCUGUGGGGGGGGGGGGGCUGAUCCACCUCCAUGGGGGAAAGCAAGAGAGAUGAAGCGCAGGAACACAAGAUGCCGUCACGAUUGCGCAAAGUCACGGACAGUCACGAGUGCAGCCGAGAGAAGCCCUUUGCUUUCCGCUUCUUGACUUAGGAAGCCCAGAAAACGGGGAGAAGGAGCUGGACUUUGUACUCCCUUCUGGGAAGGAGACACAUGAGUUUGAGGAGGAGCCCACUUCACCCUUGGGAGCUGGGCCAUCGCUUGGGGGGGGAGUGUCCAGGAGUUGGGGGGAGGGGGGGAGGAGCCUGUGUUCAAAGUGACCCUUCUUCCUCCCCACCAUGAUCAUCGUCACCGCCGCCACACUGCUGCUGGAAUGCAUGUGGGUUUUAUUUUAAUUGUUUAAGGAUGUUUUUCUUGGAUACUGUCUAGAAAUAGUAUGUGUUCCAUGCCAGGGUUUCCUGUCCACACCUGUACUGGUCCCUUGGCGCCAUAUUCCUAAGCCCAGCCACCACUGCCCUAUCUGCAUCAGCCCCACAACCUCAACUUGGGAUGACUGGGAUGAAUCUCCCUGUACAUACAGCUGCAGCGCAGGGCUGGCCUAUGCUGGUGAUGGAUGGAUGUGUUGGGUGCGGACCACUGGUGCCCCCCCCCUUGCAGGGAGCUGUGUUCUAACUGGCACUGUGUCUGUGUAGAGAUGUGUAUAAUACCCUGUAUAUAUUUGUGUAAAAAAAAGGAGAAGAAAAAACAGGAACUUAUCAUA